Molecule: messenger RNA, 519 nt
Organism: Morus notabilis
Lineage: Eukaryota; Viridiplantae; Streptophyta; Magnoliopsida; Rosales; Moraceae
Product: cytochrome P450 87A3
Exons: 7
Coding region: 1-519 (172 amino acids)
Biological process (GO): sterol metabolic process
Molecular function (GO): monooxygenase activity; oxidoreductase activity, acting on paired donors, with incorporation or reduction of molecular oxygen; iron ion binding
Source: RefSeq, a predicted model, not a curated record
AUGGCACUAUGGCCUAUUUUCCCGACAAGUAUAGUUGGUCGGCCAGUUGUAAUUUCAGCUGAUCCAGAGUUCAAUAACUUCCUUUUUCAGCAAGAAGGAAGUCUGUUGGUUCUAGAUUUUAGUGCAAAGCAAAUUAUCAAUUAUGAUGACAACAAGUCAUUUGAAAGCCUAAACAAGACAUACAGUAGAAUCAUGCAAGGUUUCAUGUCUUUUCCCUUGAAUAUUCCUGGGACAUCAUACAAUCAAUGUGUAAAGUCGGUUUCAGCAGUGUUGGCAUUGGCUUUCAAGUUACUCUCGAAGCAUCCUUCAGUCUUGGAGGAGAUGAUUGCCGAGCACGAAACGAUUCUCAAAAACAGAGAAGAUCCGAAUUCUUCACAAACAUGGGAUGAAUAUAAAUCGAUGACUUUCACUCUUCAAGUUAUCAAUGAAACUCUUAGGCUAGGAAAUGUUGCACCCGGGUUGCUGCGUAAAGCAUUGAAAGAUAUCCGAGUGAAAGGGUUUACAAUUCCAAAAGGUUGA